Messenger RNA from Fonticula alba, 1710 nucleotides. RefSeq lists its product as hypothetical. Bases 182 to 1675 code for a protein of 497 amino acids. The record is from RefSeq and is a predicted model, not a curated record. The transcript has 6 exons. NCBI's taxonomy places the organism in Eukaryota, Rotosphaerida, Fonticulaceae.
CUCGGCCUCUAUCUCAUUUCCCACCCACAGCUGGCAGUGCAAUGCACUGGGCGUAACUUCGGCAUUGCGAAGGCGAGAAAUAUCGCGAGAGAAAGAGAGAGUGAGCGUGAGCGAGUGAAAGACCGAAAGUGAUCGAGAGAUAUUGAGAUCAAGAGAUACCGUUCUCGGCUUCCCCCUUCUGAUGGCUCCCCCUCGGCAUAAAACUGGCAGCCCGGCCACGGCACUUGCGCUGGUGGCGGCUGUGCUUGUGGCUGUCUCAUGGCUGCUGGCAGUCGUUGCAGGCGCCCCGGGCCCCGACUUCGGGGCCUAUGCCGACCCUCUGGAAAAGUCCCUCAAUGGCCAAGUCAUUUCCACCUCCGCUUCGUAUGCCCUCCGUGUCCUCACUGAAACCCGAAGCCGGCGAGCCAUUGGCGACUCCAACUGGCCCGUCCCUGGCCCGGCACCCGCCCUGCUGGAAACAUCCCUCUUGCAGCUUUCCUCGGCCUCAUCGGCCCUCUCGGCGUCAGGCUCCACGGAUCCAAACUGCCCGCCCUCCGGCGAGGUUGUCGUUACCUGGACCGGCGUGGGCAUCUCCGCCUCGGUCCUCAUCAUCAACAUUCUCCUAUCGGUCGCCUUUGGUCUUAAGCUGCACUUUGGGGUCAUUGUUUCGGCCAUCCGCUGCGCCCUCCAGCUGACCCUCAUGGGAUUCAUCCUGACGCCGGUCCUUGAGGAGGACAACAUUUACAUGGUCUUCGGCCUGACUUCUCUCCUCAUGCUUCUGGCCAGCUUGGAGACCACAUUCAACAAGGGCCCACGACGCAUCAAAAACAUGUUCUGGAUCGUGGCCGGCUCCAUUGUCCUGUCGAAUCUGUCGUGCUCCAUCUUCGGGACGGUUCUCUCGCUCGGGGCAUCGCCCUUCUGGGAGCCGGCCCUUUUCGUGCCAACCGUCGGCAUGAUGGUCGGCAACUCCAUGGCUGCCGUGGCUCUUGGCGUCCACCACGUCUUGGAUUCGGCGGAGAAGGAUCGCCAGCGCCUUGAGUGGCAUCUGGCCCUUGGGGCUUCCCGCUGGGAGACUGCCCAGCCACUGGUGGUGGCUGCCCUGCGCAUUGCCAUGCUACCAACUCUCAAUGCCAUGAGCGUCAUGGGACUGAUCUCCAUCCCAGGGACGAUGACUGGCCAGAUCCUCGCCGGCGCCGACCCGAUGAACGCCGCGCGCUACCAGCAGGUUAUCAUGUUCUUGAUGACCGCCUCGACCAUGCUCUCGGUCACUGGCGCUGUGACCGCCGUGGCAAUGACCCUCUUUGACAAGAGUCAUCGGCUCCGUCUGGAUCGCAUCACAACUCGACCUCUGUGGCCGACACGCAUGGCCCGCUGGAUUGGCCAGCGGGUCUUCAACCGGCGCCCAGCUGAGCAGGGUCCCGACUCCCGGAGUUCGUAUGCCCCUCUGACGACCGAGAGGAGCCAUUCCUCCGGCUCGCUGGUAGUCGACACAGGACAUCCAGCCCAUCCGGUCGACCCGGCCGUGUGUGCCAAUCCCCACUGCCCCGGGCGUUCGGAGACCUGUCGUCCGGAUACCGGAGUCGCCUGCGAUGCUGAGCCCAUCCCCGUGCCCUCGCGCAGCCGGUCCUCCAGUCGCCUCUCCCAUGGCCCAACAUCACCCUCCUCCUCCGUUGGCUCUAACGAACACACCUGGUAGGCAUUCUCCCCGGGUCCCUCCUCCUCGCUCUCCCC